AUGCGGCAACAACUCUCCGCGUUCGCCGCGGUCGUCUUUGCGUCGGGUCUGGCCUGGGCAUGCCAGCGCGAGAGGGGCCUCUUCGAGCCACACACACACAGGAAGCCCUUGGCAAAGCGUCAGGAGUCCGAGCAAUGGCCACCAGUCUUGAACGAUCGGGAGACGGUCAUCGUCAACGCCUUUGACAAUGUCACAAUCGAUCGAUGGGCAGAAUACUAUGGCCAUCAAAACAAGCUUGGUGGUCUCGGCCGCGAAGCUGCAGAGUGGACUGCCGCCCGGUGGAAUGAGAACGGCUUCAACGCAGAGCUCAACGAGUACCACGUAUACCUCAGCUACCCGCUCUCUGCAUCAUUGCACCUUACAACCGCCGACGGAACGCGCAAGGAGAUCUCGUUGAAGGAGGAAGUGCUUGAGGAGGAUGACGUUACAGGUCGCGAGGACAAUCAGCAGACUUUCCACGGCUACUCUGCCUCGGGCAACGUCACGGCCGAGUACGUCUACGUCGGCCGGGCGGGCAAAGAGGACUUUGACCGUCUUAUUGAGCUGGGUGUUAACCUGACCGGCAAGAUCGCCCUCGCCCGCUAUGGCGCCAUGUUCCGUGGUCUCAAGGUCAAGAAUGCUCAGGAGAAUGGCAUGAUUGGUUGCGUUAUUUUCUCCGACCCAGGCGAUGAUGGUAAUGUCACCGUCGCCAAGGGCGUCGCUGCCUAUCCAGACGGGCCGGCUCGGAAUCCAUCGUCCGUACAGAAGGGCUCAGUCAUGUUCCUGAGCACUGCCCCGGGUGACCCGACCACCCCGGGAUACCCAUCGCACGAGGGCGCCCCGAGGACCGGGACCAGCAGCGUCACGCCUCAGAUCCCGUCCAUCCCCAUAUCCUACAGGGCAGCACAGGAGCUGUUGAGCGCCCUAGACGGCCACGGCUUCACCCCCAGCGAGGUCAACCGCACGAGGAACGGCUGGCAGGGUGCAAUCCAGAAUGUGACCUACAGCACUGGACCGGCACCAGGCGUCACUCUGUCGCUGAACAACCAGAUGGAGGGCAAGAUUACGCCCAUCUGGAACGUCAUUGGUCGGAUCAAUGGCACCAUUGAGGAUGAGACUGUUGUUAUUGGCAACCACCGCGAUACGUGGAUGAUUGGAGGCAAUGGUGAUCCGAAUUCUGGGUCUGCUAUCCUGGUCGAGCUGACCAAGGUGUUUAAUGAACUUUUGAAGACUGGAUGGAAGCCUAGACGCAACAUAAUUUUGGCCUCUUGGGAUGCCGAGGAGUAUGGCCUUGUAGGCAGCACAGAAUGGGUCGAGGACAACGUCAUUAGCCUCACGGAUACGGCAGUAGCGUACUUGAACAUUGACCGUCAGCUGACCGACUCUCCAGAUGUCGCUGUCUCUGGACCACACCCCGACGUUGCCGCUACUCCCGAGCUCCACAGGGUCGCCACAGAAACCAUGAAAAAGGUCGUCCACCCCAACUUUGGCGGCUUCAAUCGAAGUCUGUACGACAUGUGGGUAGAUGCGUCGGAUGGCGGCAUGGUCGGCGUCCUCGGUAGCGGUAGUGAUUACACGGCGUUCCUCCAUCACGGCAUCAGCUCUCUCGAUACCGGUAGCAGCGGCGGAAGAGGCGACCCCAUCUGGCACUACCACAGCAAUUAUGACAGCUACCACUGGAUGUCGACCUUUGGCGACCCGGGAUUCCUAGUCCACGCCGCAAUGGGCCAGUAUUUUUCGUUGUUGGCGCUGCGCCUGAUCGACGACGAGGUCCUGCCGUUCGACCUCGGCAACUACGCCGUCGAGCUCAAGGCAUACCGCGACGACUUGGCCGAGUUUGUCGAGGAGGCUGGGCACGACUUUGCCGACGUCGACCUGUCUGAGCUGAACAAUGCCAUAGCCGAGUUUGAGCAGCGCACAUCGGAGGUCAAGACGCUCGAGAUGCUGGCCGUGUCGACCAACAACACGGAACUCAUCAAGGUCGUCAACCACAAGUACAGGGACUUUCAGCGGGGCUUCGUCAGUCAGGGCGGCCUCCCCGACCGCCCGUUCUACAAACACGUCGUCAUGGCCCCUGGUCUGGACACGGGAUACGCGGCCGUCACGUUCCCGGGCAUCACUGAGGGUGUUCAGUAUGCUAACGCGUCAGUGGCGCAGGAGUGGGUUAGGCGGACGGCAAGCGGUAUUCUGAGGGCGGCUGAUAUCAUCAAGACGUGA
Messenger RNA from Pyricularia pennisetigena, 2196 nucleotides. RefSeq lists its product as uncharacterized. The transcript is spliced from 7 exons. Gene Ontology annotation, molecular function: carboxypeptidase activity. The coding region runs from base 1 to 2196 and encodes 731 amino acids. NCBI's taxonomy places the organism in Eukaryota, Fungi, Ascomycota, Sordariomycetes, Magnaporthales, Pyriculariaceae. The record is from RefSeq and is a predicted model, not a curated record.